AUGGCCAGCCAUGACACACCCCUCGGAUCGUCACCUCUCAUGGCCUUGCUGUCGUCCCUGCUGCCAAAAGGCUUUGCUGUGGGGCCAUCCAGGGUCUCUGAAGGCAGGCUAGGGUUGUGGUGGGUGGGUCGAUGCCUGGAUGUAGGAACGGUUCUGGGUAGAGAAGGUGACACUGAGUGGUCCUGGAUUCAGAGCCAUGAGCCUGACCGUGAUCCUCCUAACCGACACCCUGGAGGACAUGACCCAGUGGCCCUCGACGCUUGCCCCAAAGGAGCACAGACCUACAGCACCAACGCAAGAGAGGAAACAAGGGGGAUGACUGCGGACGAGGAAGUUCUGCUGGACAAAGUCUUCUGGAUCAGCUUUGCCAGCUACACGCUGUGUAAGGCCAGGCAGAACGUGGAGGUGUGUGGGGGCGUCUGUGGAGGUGCGCGUCUGCGUGUGAGCCAGCAAAUCCAGACCGGAUCGGAGCUGUUGCUGUACCGCUGCAGUGCCGCCGGCGUUACUGCAGCAGCCCCACAGAGCCAGUCUGAGAACCACUGCGCUCAGAACAACACAGAUUUAAAGAUCGAAUGCAUGAAACAAGGGCUUAGUUCAAAGGGCCUUUCUUCCAGACUAACCCUGAAGGAUGAAGAGGAGGAGGAGGAGGAAUUGCUCGAGCCGUCAAGUGUGGGGAUAGAAGAGGAGGUACAAGGGGAGAUAACGCAAGUCAAGGAGACCACAAAGGAGGCAUCACAGGUCAAGGAGACGCCAGAGGAGAUCCCGCAAGUCAAGGAGACACUAGGGGAGACAUCGCAGACCAAGGAGACGAGAGGAAAGGAGAAGAACAAGAACGCAGACGAAGGCCUCAAGUCCACUCCACCAGUCCACUACAGGAGGAGGAGGAGGGGAGCCGAGAAGACGAUGGCCAUCAGCACAGACACGUCUACAGACUCGCAGCAUCUGUCAGCUGCACGGACAGACGCUCAAGCCAUUCUCAACCCAGAGCCACACAACAGUGUCCCGCUAGAUCUGGUCCCUGGAACCAUAACAGCCGCUGCAGAGUCCACCAACACGGCAGGAGAGGAAAGCCCACCGGUACCGGCCGCAGAGUCCGGCAACGCUAGCGGGGAACCCCAGGCACAGGAGCUCCAUUGUGUACCCGUGACUAAAAGGCCGCCUGACCCCCGUCCCCCUUCUGCCCAUGCUCCCGUCCGCACCAGCUCCCGCCUAGCCUUGAAGCCCCGCCGAGUCCACAGCCCGCUCAACCACCGCGGCCCGAGGGCCGGCCAGCCGACGGACGGCCGGGACGACAGACGCGCCGCCGAGACCGAGGCGCAGGGCCCCGGCGAGCCGGCCACGAGUGGUGCCGGACCCGUUGCCACGGAGACUGUUUCCAUGGAGACGACGGGUGCUGCAGACGAGGUGGGUUCCGUUGCCGGGGAGACUCUGCUGGCAGGGCAAUCGGAGACGUUUGAUGUGGUUGCUAGGGAGAGGAGAUACCAGUGUUCCAGCUGUGGGAAACGGUUCUACCAGUUGUGCCACUUGAAGAAACACCAGUUCACCCACUCCGACACCAAGCCCUUCUGCUGUGACGCCUGUGGGAAAAGCUACACCUCUGUUGAAAGCUACAAAGCCCAUCAGAUGAGCCAUCGCGGGGAGCGGCCAUUUUCCUGCCCCCACUGCGAGAAGAGCUACGGGCUGAAGAGGGACCUCCGGGAGCACAUGGUGCUGCACACGGGAGAAAGGCCGUACGUGUGUGACCUGUGUGGGAAGGCGUUCGCCCGGCGGCCCUCCCUACGCCUCCACCGCCUGCACUACUGCAGCAGCAGGCUGAACGAGAAGUCUCCCAAGUUGCAGUGUCCAGUGUGCUCCAAGUGGCUGGCUAACUCUGGCUCUCUGAGGAACCACAUGAAGCUCCACACGGGGGAGAAGCCCCACAUCUGUCAGCACUGCGGACAGGCCUUCAGGCAGAAAGGGAACCUCCAGGACCACCAGCGCCUCCACAGCGGGGAGAAGCCCUUCCCCUGCUCCCACUGCGAGCGCCGGUUCUCCCACAAGCGGGAGCUCCGGCGGCACAUGCUCUCCCACACCGGGGAGGUGUUCCUCUGCAGCUACUGCGGCAAGGCGCUGAGGGACCCGCACACCCUGAGGGCCCACGAGGGGCUGCACAGCGGGGAGAGGCCCCACCGGUGCCAGAUCUGUGGCAAAGGCUACAUCCUGGCCACCAAGCUGCGGCGGCACAUGGAGUCGGCGCACGUGAAGGAGAAGGCGUUCCGCUGCCACUGCGGCGCGUCCUACACCCUGCGGCACAGCCUGCUGCGGCACCAGGCCCGCUACACGGACUGCCGCCGCGCAGAGGGGUCCGAGGGGGCCGAGGGGUCCGAGGGGGCCGAGGCCACGCACCCGCACCCCAGGCCUGUCUGGGGCCGGCCCAAGAAGCGCCGGAGAACCGAGGAGGAGGAGGAUGAAGAGGGGGAGGAGGAGGGGGGGGGGGGGGACGAUGGAGAUGAACAGGAGGAAGGAGGAGCCUCGGAGCGGAAGAGAGGGGCCGGAGGAGGGAGGAAGGGGAAGGGAGCGGAGGAGGGGGGGAGGAGGAGGAGGCCCCUGGAGGAGCGAGGAGGUGGGGGUCAGAGGGCGGGGCUUAGGAGGAUCCGGCAGGCGGGGGGCGAGGCGGGCGGUCUGGGGGCGUCGCCGCCCCACGGGGGCCAGCACACCGUGGUCUACGUCCAGACUGUCGGCGGGGGCGGCGGGGGGAUCGACGCCCGCGACGGGCAGAGCUCGGCCCCCCUGCUGCUGGCCUCAGAGGUCCUGCUCCAAGGGGCGGAGCACGAGCACGACAUGGUGGAGGUGGUGAUGUCCGAGGGGGGGGAGCAGUGCAUCGUGGUCCAUGGACAGCAGAUGGCGGGGGGGCUGGUGAUCUUGCAGGGUGACGGCGGCGCGUGUUCAGUGGCUCAGACGGUGGAGAUAGAGAGUGGCUAGGAGAAGGAGCGAGGCCCGGCCUGCCACAAGCUGCUGGAGGAUUACUGUACAGAACCGUGUUGAAUGCCUGCUCAGCCAUCACUGCGUUUGUCUCUCCCUAAAGGACUUUGCAAUAUGUAACAGAGACUAUAUUUCAACGUAUUCUUUGCUACUUUUGGUUCCUUUGGAUCAGUCUGGCGUGACAGAGACAAGGCUAGUUCAAAAGGCUUCUGUUGUAUGUCAACUGAGGACAACAACGUUGAUAAGCUUCCGUCACGUGAAGUGGGGUACGAUGUCCCGGUCGCACUAACUUCAAUGAAACCAGGCCACCCUCUGCGUCGAGAAAGCCUUGACGCAAGAGGAGGAAAGAAACGGUUUCAGUCUGGGCUUUUGUUCCACGUUUUGCCGCUGUGCAGCAACAUAACACUCUAAUAAAGGACACGUUCAUUCAUAACAUGCAUGUGUCAGCGAGAUAUGGUGCCCUUAACAUGAAACACGCCAUCUCCUGGUUAAAUAAAGGUUAAAUAAAUUGUUCUUUAUGAGCCUGACCAGUU
Molecule: messenger RNA, 3494 nt
Organism: Gadus macrocephalus (Pacific cod)
Lineage: Eukaryota; Metazoa; Chordata; Actinopteri; Gadiformes; Gadidae
Product: transcriptional repressor CTCFL-like
Exons: 8
Coding region: 1-2961 (986 amino acids)
Cellular component (GO): nucleus
Source: RefSeq, a predicted model, not a curated record